Molecule: messenger RNA, 594 nt
Organism: Charadrius vociferus (killdeer)
Lineage: Eukaryota; Metazoa; Chordata; Aves; Charadriiformes; Charadriidae
Gene: VSTM2L
Product: V-set and transmembrane domain containing 2 like
Exons: 4
Coding region: 22-594 (190 amino acids)
Source: RefSeq, a predicted model, not a curated record
UUCACCGAGACCCCCCACGACAUGACGGCCCAGGCGGGUGAGGACGUGGAGAUGGCGUGCUCCUUCCGAGGCAGCGGCUCCCCCUCCUACUCCCUUGAGAUACAGUGGUGGUAUGUCCGCAACCACAAGGACUGGACAGACAAACAGACAUGGGCUUCCAACCAGCUGAAAGCAUCGCCGCAGGAGGAGCCUGGGAAGGACGCGACAAAAAUAAGUGUGGUGAAGGUGGUCGGCAGCAACAUCUCCCACAAGCUGCGGCUGUCACGGGGGAAGCCGGCGGGCGAGGGGAAAUCGCCCUGGGUGAAGCUGACGAACCCAGGAGACAGCAUGGUCUGGAGGCAGCCAAGUAAAGCAGCACCUGCAGACCGUCUCUGGGGAUGGAGCCUGGAGGACUCGGGAGCUGGAGUACGCUACAGCAGCUUCCAGGUGAGCAGCGAGCCCGUGCCGUGUUCUGGAGGGGAGGCCCUUUGGCAGGGGCAGCAAGCAGACCCCGAGGACUUGUCCUCUGUGCUCGCUGCAUUGCGCUAUACCUGCUCAAGCAAGUGCCAUGGUACCACCACGCUCACACCUAAUGUCACCGCCUGCAUCGUCUGA